Molecule: messenger RNA, 17037 nt
Organism: Mercenaria mercenaria
Lineage: Eukaryota; Metazoa; Mollusca; Bivalvia; Venerida; Veneridae
Product: E3 ubiquitin-protein ligase rnf213-alpha-like
Exons: 94
Coding region: 14-16267 (5417 amino acids)
Molecular function (GO): starch binding; ubiquitin-protein transferase activity; ATP hydrolysis activity
Source: RefSeq, a predicted model, not a curated record
AGAGUUCAGUUCCAUGGGAACUCUUCAGGACCAACAUGAUGAACAAUAUAAAGAAACAGAUGCAGUAGUAAAUGAUUCAACAGGAAGCCCGAAGGCUGGCCAUACAUCGCGACAGGAAGGGGCUAUGUCAGAAGGUUCCCAAGACAAAUUAAAUGAUUCGCAUACAGUAGGUGCCUCCAUUGACGAAAAUGCAAACUUCUGCACAAAUAAAGAAGGCGUGUCACAGUCGGCAGGAUCAGAACAUUUUGAAAAGAACGAGGAUAUUGUUGAUAAUAAAAAGGUAGAACAUUCCGAUGCUCAUGAAGAAAUGGAAUUGUCUGACGAAUGGGAAGAUACUGAAAGCCUUAAAGAUUCAAGUGAGAGUAAACGCUCUUCUCAGAAAAGAAAGCACGGUGGGGGCGGUAGUAAAGGGAAGACUGCGAAGAAAAGAGGUCGAAAAAAAAGAAAUCACCCAGAAAGGUAUGGCUUGUCAGCAGACGCGAUAAAUGCAGCUUCAAUUUCAGAACGUUCAGGAAGGGUCGAAGGAAACCAAGAAGUAGGUAGAAAAUUGUCGACACCAAGUACACAAAAACAGGAGGAGAAAAAGGAAUUGUCUCCAGAUAAGGGUGAUAAUUUAACAUCAGAUGCAAAUAGCCUCUUGAAAAACAGUAUGGCCAUAGAUUUAUCAUCAGAUAUAAAGGUAUUUGGAGGAUCUAAAAACACAUGUAGUCCUCCUGAUGGUGUUGGUACUAGUGAUAUCAAAUAUCCCCCAGAUGCCUCAAAGUUAGCAACGUUUUUCAAACCGUUAACGACUCCAGGACAGACGCCUUCAAAUACGGAAAACGUUGCAUCUGGUGAGGAAAUACCAGGCCAUGUACCUACUGAGACGCAAGACUCAUGCGCAGGUGAACAGACUCAAAGGAACAAGACUGAUAGUCCGGCAGAAAAAGAAACAAAAACUAAUACGGAAGAGCAUAAUGAUAAUGCGAAGAAGGACGGAAAGCAAGCGUCUGAACCGAGCAAUCUAGAAGAAAGGAAGAAAGACAAAGACGCUCAGAAUCGGGUCUCUAAGGAUAGCAAACAGGCCAAGAACAAGAACGUACAGUCAAAUAAGCUUACAUCAGAUGGCAGAGUUCUUGUACGAUUCAAUGUCCUCGUGUCUGAAGAUUUCCAUUUAGCGGAUGGUGAUAAAGUUGUUGUGCGGAUCGAUCUACCAGAAUAUAAUGGCUGGGACAAUCUAAAUCACGUUCUGAAGAAAGUCGGACAAAUGUCUAAUUAUUUGAUGAUGGAAGUUGAUUUGAAAAUAAAGAAGACAGAUUUAAGUAGACGUCUCAGAUACAAAUACGGAAUUGUAAGGUCAAGUCCAAAAGAUCCAAAGAAGGCAUUUACGUAUGAAAAUCACCAUGUGAAGAACGGGUAUGACAGCCAUCAUAACAGAACGCUUCACAUUACAGAGUCAGUUGUACAAACGAUAAAAGAUACUUGGCAUCAGUACGAUGGUAUCAUUUCUCCAAAACCAAAUGAUAGUAUCUUCAAACGAGGUUACAAAUGGUUUAAAGGAUCGUAUGAAAAAGAGUGUCAGAGAGAUGCGGAGAAGUUUGCAAAGCUGUAUUGUCCUAUCUGGUUCAAGGUAGAUGAUGGAAACUUAGAAGAGAAUAUUUCAGUGGAGGAAUCUGUACUGAAGCUUGAAUGUCUGUUCUUAGGACUGCGCAAAGCAUACUACAUAGAUGUUGGCUGUUGGGACAAUGAAGACGGCUUUAAUAAAACGUUUUCUCGAUGCAUACUUUCUCCAGUUAUUGAACAACUGCAGACCAUUGAGUAUAAAAGCGGCACUUUCAACAUAGCAUUCCUAAAAGCACUAACAAUUGUCAUAGUUUGUGAAAAAGUAAGACUAGUAUUGCCAAUGGAAGAUUUACAGAUCGUCUGCAGAUGUCUACUUGUUCAUGAAAAUAAAGAUUCGACAGAAUGUGUAGAAAUGAAGAUUGUUAAACAGACAUUUACAGACCCUAAAAUACUGCUUGAGCCUUUAAAAUACCUCAUACAAAAUGUGACGGCUGUAAGGAAAAACCCAUCUUGGAUGUUUUGUUUGCCAUUGUUUCAUUUCAUCUCUGGGAUAUGCGAACCGUUUGACAUCCCAGGCAAAGACAAGACUCACUCAGCAAAGAAGCCGGUGUGGUGGGGCACGAACGACAUUCUUGAUGGCCUUAGAAAAUUUAAGGCUGCUAGCGGAAAUUGGGACCUGCCUCUCCGGGAAGUUUUAGAAUGCCUUGAACCACUGUUUGCAAUGGACUUCUAUUUACCAAGAAGUAUUGUAGCGUCUUUGACCCGUGCUGAGGUGAAAGAAGUCAUAGAAAUGCGUAUUGUUCCAGUAGAAAUUAGUUCUGCAGCCGUGUAUUACUAUCAGACUAGGUUGCCAAAGUAUCCAAGUUAUUUUUCUGAAGAUGAAAAGAUUUUAAAUGAAUGCAAGACAUUAUUGCUACAAGAGCUACAGGAAUAUUUUCUGCCAGAUAAAAUGUCAGAGAAGCAGAUAGAAAGUGAUACUGUACAUUGGUGGUUGGCCUAUAACAUAGCUCUGGACCUGUCGGAAAACGUUAUAGACAGAUGUUACAGUAAAGAAGGUUUCAUUACUGCAGCACAUGUGUUUCUGCAUUGUGCUUCGAUUUACGAUCAAGUGCAGACGAACCAACAGUAUGAUCACAUUACAGUAGUCACCAACUUCGAGAGAAAUAUAUGGAGUUGGUUAGACAGAAAAUACUGUCAUUCUUGGUAUUACACAUCGGAUAUGGAUAGCAAUUUUACGGCGUGGAAUAUGUUGUUUGUAUUAGAACUACAGUCAGAGACUGUGAGAAACUUAUGGAAUGACUUCUUCAAAGAGAAAUUUGACACUGUUCUUACAAAUGAGAUUUGUAGAUCCAGCACGUUGAUGUCAUAUUUUGUGAAGUUGUAUUGUGAAAAGAAUAAUACUUACAAAUAUCCCCUACAAGUAUGUCUCAACCCUGUUGCAUUUAAGGCAAUAGAAAAAGGGUACAACAUUGAUAUGGGAGGCCUGAAGGAACGUGGAAAGAAAGUGUUUGGAGAACUGCUAUCUGACAUGUUUGUGAAAGAAUGGCUACGCUUUUGUCCAAACAGACAGGAGGAAACCAACAUAAAGAUAUUCAUGUUUUCCAUAACUUGGUCAGCAUUUGAACAUUUUGUUCGGAAAUUCUAUACGGACCAGUCGCUAAAAGAAAUUCUUACAGAAAGCUGUUGGGACAAAUUAACAAUGGCAAUUGCCAUAACAAAAAGUUAUGUUGAAGUUUUGGACACUGGGGAUAUUAAUGUUGGUAUUUUGAGAAAGCUACACCAGAACUUGGAUACGUUUGCCAGCCUCGUAGAAGAGAUGUAUCCUGACAAAAAAGAUAUGAAAGAAUGGGUUUUAAAAGCUUUGCAUAUACGUAACAUAGAAAUCGAUUCAUUCUUGUGUCAGGCUAAACAGAUGUCAUUUUUGACUGAAUUGUGUGCACACGUUUCCUCGGUUGAUACAAAAGAUGUUGAAACGGUCAUACAGAAAAGUCAUAACAUCGAGAGAUAUGUGAUGACUGAAUUUUGUAAGCCUUGCAUCGUCUCAGACGUGACACAUGUGGAAGGAUUCAAACCUGCUCUUUGCGCGUUCAGUGUGUCAGAGGAGUGCUUACACAGCUUGCCAGAGCUUGAACAUUUUCACAGAAGCAGUGUUUGUCUUGCAUUUUGGCACAACAUGUGCCGGGACAAGUCGACAGACCAGUUUACAACAAUUGAAGCUGUUGUAACCAAAAUAUGGUUUCCAGUAAGGCAGAGAAUACGUAAAUUUGUUUCAAGUGUUAGGAACGGUAAUAUAUUCUUCCAAGAAAUGGAACUAUGGGUAGGGAAGAUUUUCAAAAAUGAUAGCAAAGCCAUGGUUGAAGAACUCAAAGUUUUAGGACUCACUGAAUUUGAGGCAAGGAAGCGGAUUGAGCAGCUAACUCAAUAUCGAAAGCUCGGAUCAUGUGUACAAGGAGCAAAAAUAAUACUUGGGUUUGUGGAACAGUAUGGGCUGAAAGGAAACUUCAAACCAAUUUUUGAUAUUGCUCAGCACCACAACAGAGAUUUCGCGAUGUCUUCGUUUGAUGGAAAACUGAUGGAUGCAUGUGCUUUUCUUGAAGAAGUGACACCAAAGAAGGCAGACUGUCUUGACGCCUUUGUACAGAGCGGCGCAUUAGUAACGUGGUUAAAAGAGACAAUGUCAAAAUUGAAGGAGCUGAAGGUUUUUGUUGACCUGGCCUUCAUGUCAGCUGGAGAUGUUCCGAUGAAUAUUAAGAAAGUACAGUGUUUGCAUUCGGCCGUGACAGGAUAUGCACCACUUAUUUUUGAUUUGGAGCAAAAAGCUGGACAUAUUGAGCUACUAGACAGAUGCAAAAUUGUAUGGAAGGAACUAGAUGCCAACGAAAAUUUGCCGGUCCAGUUGGUUGAUACAUGCAAAGAAUUACAAUGGCUUAAGGACGUUAAGAAAGCCCAUGUUUCCGUCGAAGUCACUUCACUUGUCCAAGCUGAUGCAAUUAAUGAGUGUGGAAUUUAUUCUGUUGGAAAACCAACCCUGAAACAAAAGAAAAACAGCAGCCAGAUACACGGAGAUAUUUCCCAAGCAGCAGAAAAGGCUAUGAUUUUGACAGUCCGCGAAAGGGAAGGAGAAGGGCAACGAAAGCAGUAUAGCUUCACACAGUUACAGGACUUGCAGAGUAGACUCAUGCUUGUAGCUGGAAAAGCAGAAAAAGGCAAUGAUAGCGUGGAGAGAUUUACCAUGAUAUUUGACGGAAUUACUCGACUGUGUAAUGUAUAUACGAAAUUAUGUGAAGCUGGAUGUGUGUUGUUCAAAGACUGGUCGGCAAGAUGUUUUUGCGAUCACAGAAGAGCAGUCCCUAUGUUCUUAAAAUUUGGAAAUGGAGAUCAAUUUCCAGUUAUAGAGUGUGGUAGGUCAACAUCUGAAGACCUAAAAGAUAUGAUUCCACAUGUUGCAAAAUUCAUGGAAAAUUGUCUCGAAGAAUGGUUGGAACAUAUCAAAGUGAUGCGAAGUAAAUACAUUCAUCUCAAUUACUUCACUGUUGAUCAGCUAGUUAUCCUUCAGAGGGAACUUGUGAAGGUCGGGACGGAAGAUCAACCAACAUAUAAACUAUACCCGCUUCUAUCUGCAGUGAAAACAAACUGUUCACCAGAGGACGUAAUUGAUGCAAUGUCAUCAACCAUAGCUGAAGUUAACAACAUGACAGAGAUGAACGAAGAAACUGCUGGCGAUAUGGAAAAUACAGAUGCCAACGAAUUGGAUACUCGUACAGCAAUUGAUGAAAAACGUGAGAACUUCAUACAUGAAGUAGUGCAAACUGGAUAUAGUGAAGCAUUAGCUAUCAAAGCCCUUGAACAUGUUGCACCAGAGGACAUAGCGCAAGGAAUUGUGUGGUGCAUGGACAAUGAAGAUACUGAAAUGUUGAAUGGUGUUGAGCAGAGCGAUGAACCUAGGAAAGAAAAUAUUGAAAUGAAUGUUCCGCAGACACAGUUCGGUGGAUGGUGUCUGUCAGAGGAAUCGGUGCAGUCAAUGAUUACUUCUAACAUUUCUAGGUUGGCACAGAAACGUGAGGAAGGUGUGACGCCUUUUAUAAAUGAUCUAUCACGUCUUUGGAGACAGUUCCUAGAGUCCAUCUCAUCUAAUCUGAAAGACUACCUCAGUCUCGAGCAUCUUGGUUUGAUUCUUUCAUACCUGUCAAGAAAAGACACAAGAACAUUUGACAGGACAUUACCACCUGGCCUUUUAGAAGGACAGCCAAACUUGAUAAUAUGCCGGUCGGGUGAUAUCCUGCUGAACACAUUGGCUUUUUACAUGAUGGAUGAGAAUCAACCUCUCCCUCAAGCAGAUGAAAUACUGCUGUGCACCAAGGGAACAUCAAAGGAUGAAGUAGAAAUAUUUUGGCGUCGAGCAAUUUUUGAAGGUGGAAGGAAGAUACAUUGCUUACUCAAUGCAGAUCUCCUUGACUUUGAUGUGAGUGAGGCAGCAGGACACAUUCUAGGAGAGUAUGUAAAAGACACAGAUCUGAAGUACCGAUUACUUGUAGUAUGUGGUUCAGAUAAUGAGUACAGAUCAUCUUUAGUGUCGUCAUUGGACAAAUAUAGGAGACAGUCACUACCCGUUAAUGUACGCCAUUUACGUGCUUACUUGGCAGAUAAGUUAUCCGUACAAUACCAUUCUAUUUCGGGGAUCAGGCCGGCUGCUCAUGUUGACAGCGAUAGGUCAUCAGUGCGUGUAAUUAAGUCUUGGAGAGCUGGUGUAGGAAAAACGUUGUUCAAGAAGCGGAAGAGCGAACAGUUAAAUUUAUACAGUAACACUGCAAAAGCCAAGGAAGUAUCAAUUCCGCUGCAUGAAAAGACAAUAGAUAUGUACUACGUUACCCAGAGACUUUUGGAACACACGAAACAGCCUGGAGAAUCAGCUGCGAGACUUUUUCAUUUUGAUGUGUCACAUGAGGUACAGUAUGGCGUAGAUUAUCUUCUGUUCAAUUUGAUUAUCCUGGGAUGUCUUGUUGACAAGACUGGAUUUGUAUGGAGGAAAUCACACAUAGACAUAUAUCUAAUUGAAGCCAUGCCUUUGUUGACACAUGCUGUUGAAAGACGGGGAGAAUUAUCCAGAUAUGUUCAUCCAAUGUUGGACAUUUUACCUGACCUUACAUGUAGGUCUCCGGUGGAAAGUUUGAUGAUAUACUAUGGCAGAAUCCCGGAAGAUUUCAAAGAAACGGAUCAGCUCUUUGAUGACAAGCAGUUCAGAAGUCCAGUCUUUCAACGGACGUUUCGGUAUCUGUUAAGACUUGAUAUAAGUAGGCAAGAUGAGGGUAUAAGGCCCAAGAAAGUGAAUGGAAAUCCGAAAACAUGUCUGCAGACACUUCUCAGGCACUGCGGUAUAAAGGACCCAUCUUGGUCAGAGCUUCAUCACUUUGUUUCGUUCUUUAAUACCCAGUUGGUAGACUUUGAACAAAAUAACUUUGUGAGUGCAGCGGCGGCAGAGGAUUUGCCUGGAUUUUCAGAUUUUGUUCUCCGGUUCCUUAUUCAGAUGUCAAGGGACUUUUCAACUCGGUCUUUAAACAUUAGCGAACAGUCUCCAACAGUUACCCAGGUUCAUUCAAAAAAUGAAGAAGAUUUGCAUUUAGCCAACGAUGAUCAUGUUGCGGAGGAUGAGACACUUCUGCAGUAUCAUAUGAGAAGGACUUGGGAAAGCAGUCCACAUCCAUACUUGUUCUUCAACUCGGAUAGAUUCACCUUUACCUUCCUGGGUUUCUUUAUUGAUCGAGCAACAGGAAACCUGGUAGAUCAGCAAACAGGAGAUGUUCUAGAACAAAGCAUAAUGAAUCGGAAGUUGUAUGACUCUCUACUCAGAAAUCAUGCUCCGAUACAGGAGAAUUUUGAUGAUCUCCCAAGGGACAAGAAAAUCAUGAAGUUAUGCAAUGUCAUGGGAAUUGAGUUUCCUCAUGAUCCAGAUGAUACAUACGAGUUGACAACAGACAACGUGAAGAAGAUAUUAGCCAUAUACAUGAGGUUUAGGUGCAAUAUACCUGUGAUCAUAAUGGGAGAAACGGGAUGUGGGAAAACCAGACUGAUUAAGUUCAUGUGUGCGCUUCAGAUGCCUCCAGGACUUCCAGUAACUAACAUAAUUCUGAUGAAGGUUCAUGGUGGAACUACAAGUCAAGACAUCAUAAACAAGGUCCACGAAGCAGAGAAAGUGGCAAAGAAAAAUAGGAAGAAAUACGGCAAUAAUAUGUAUACAGUUCUAUUCUUUGACGAAGCUAACACUACCGAGGCUAUAGGUCUAAUCAAAGAAAUAAUGUGUGACAGGAGUAUGGAGGGAGAAAUACUUGAACUGUGUGAAAAUCUGAAAAUGGUAGCUGCUUGUAAUCCAUACAGAAAACAUUCGGAUGAAUUGAUCAAGAAAUUAGAACAAGCGGGUCUUGGUUACCACGUGGAUGCCGAUGAAACGACAGACCGGCUUGGUCGUGUACCCAUGAGACGUCUUGUAUACAGGGUGCAACCCCUACCACAAAGUGUAUUGCCCCUUGUUUGGGAUUUCGGGCAACUAGAAACAGAUGUUGAAGAUUUGUAUAUUAGGCAGAUGGUCAGAAGAUAUAUUCGAAAUGAUAUGCUACCAGACAUGCCUGGAUUGAUUGCAGUAGUCAGUACAAUAUUGACGGCAUCACAGUUACACAUGAGAGAACAAAAGGAUGAGUGUAGUUUUGUGUCACUACGUGAUGUAGACCGUGUUCUGACUGUAAUGAGCUGGUUCUAUGAAAAGUCUGAAGGUGAAAGGACACUUUUUGAUCUUAUGGAUGCCAAAUUGAACAGAGAGAGGAAUACUUCAGCAUCAGAUGAUGAAAGUGAGACUGAAGUUGAAUUGAAUUUGGAACAUGAAGAAGAAGAAAACAGUGAUGAUGAAUGGAACAAUGAAAACAGCGAUGGUAUAGAAGAUAUAACACGAUCAUUGGUACUGGCUCUUGGUGUGUGCUACCAUGCCUGUUUGAAGAACAGAAAUGAAUAUCGUGAAUAUAUUGCACAGUUUUUCCGUGCACCGUGUCAAAUUUCUGGCGGAGCAGAACAAAUUAGGAGGGAGAUUGAAUGUUGUCAGGAUGUGUUUCUUGACCAUGUGCAGCUAGAGGACAAUAUUGCACGAAACAUGGCUUUGAAGGAGAAUGUUUUCAUGAUGGUAGUCUGCAUUGAACUUCGCAUUCCAUUGUUCCUUGUUGGAAAACCUGGAAGUUCCAAGUCCCUUGCAAAAACGAUAGUGUCAGAUGCUAUGCAAGGAAAUGCUGCGAGGAAAGCUCUGUUCAGAGAAAUGAAACAAGCUCAGAUGGUAUCCUUCCAGUGUAGUCCUUUGUCUACCCCAGAUGGUAUAGUUGGUACAUUCAGACAGUGUGCUCAGUUCCAGAAAGACAAAGAUUUGGAUACUUUUGUCUCCAUAGUUGUCCUAGAUGAAGUUGGUUUGGCAGAAGACAGUCCUAGAAUGCCGCUCAAGACGCUUCAUCCACUGUUGGAAGACGGUUGUCAAGGUGAUGAAAAGCCUGAGAAGUAUAGAAAGGUUGCUUUUAUUGGUAUAUCAAACUGGGCUCUAGAUCCUGCCAAGAUGAACAGAGGAAUUCUUGUGCAGAGAGAAAUACCUGAUCAAGAGGAACUGAAAAACAGCGCAAUAGGCAUAUGUCAGACAAAGGAAAACUUUGACUAUUUGAUCAAACCGUUGAUUGAACCAAUGGCCGUGUCGUAUUUGGAAGUAUUUAAGAAAGCUUCUGAUGAGAAAAGGGAGUUCUUCGGGCUGAGAGAUUUUUACAGCUUAGUGAAGAUGGUAUUCAGAUUUGUUGAAAAAUCCAGAAAGAAGCCAACAUGGCAUGAGAUGGUGCACGCCAUUAAGAGAAAUUUUGGAGGACUUGACGAGGUUGAUCCAAUUGAAACGUUCAGGAAAAAUCUAACAACCAUUGUUUAUGACGCGAAGCCAAGAAAAAACGACCCGGACUGCAGCCCCGUUGGUCUCAUUCAAGCGUGCCUUUUUGAUACAAAUAACAUGUACAGUGAAAGUCGUUACCUUUUGCUGUUGACGGAAAACUUUGGAACGCUGACGAUCAUACAGCAAUUGAUUCUGUCCAGAGGUAGUGACAUCAGACCUAUUACUAUAUUCGGCAGCAGUUUCAGAAGUGACCAAGAGUACACACAGGUAUGCCGCAAUAUCAACAAGAUAAAGAUUUGUAUGGAGACAGGGAAUACAGUUGUCUUGCUAAAUCUUGAAAACCUAUAUGAGAGUCUGUAUGAUGCCCUAAAUCAAUACUACGUUUAUUUUGGUGGAGAAAGAUACGUAGAUCUUGGAUUAGGAACACAUCGGGUUAAGUGCCCUGUGCAUAAAAGAUUCAGGUUGAUCGUAGUGGCAGAAAAACAGACGGUGUAUGAAAAGUUUCCAAUACCUUUGAUUAACAGACUAGAAAAACAUUUUCUGACAAUAAACACGAUGCUGACUACAGAACAACAAAAUCUUGUUAAAAAACUGGAAUCUUGGACGAAACAGUUCAUCAUGCAAACUAAAACGAGAGUUUUACAUAGAGAUAAGACAUCCACUACCAGGUUAGGAGACGUAUUUAUAGGUUACCAUGACGACACUUGCUCCUCUGUAAUCCUAUGCGUUUGUGAAAAGGAAGAAAGCCUCAUUGACAGAGAGGACCAGGUUAUGCAUGCAGCUAAAUCUGUUUUGCUGUGGUGUGCUACACCAGAUUCCGUGUUACGACUGAGAAACAGUAGUUUACCCGACGAAGAACAGCAGAUGCUUACUGAGAUAUACUUUAAAACACAGGCACACGACAGUUUACUGCAAUAUCUGGAUCAGAAAAUUGUACAGCAACAGUGUCAACGGCUUUUCUCCCAGGUAACUACGCACUCAAAAUUAUUGGCCGGUGUGCACAAAAGCGAGAUCAGCAGUACCACAAAGAUACCAUCUGGACAAAUUCUUCUGUUAGAAUCUCUCUCAUCAUUCGAUACAGAGCAGCAGUUUAGUGGACGAAUACAUCAACACCUCCAGAACACAUGUGGAGGCGCUAGCCUUAUGGUGAUACAGUGUGACUCUGGUGAUAUUAAUGGCAACCUAAUAGCAUGUGCGAGGUAUUGUGUCAUGGAUGAACUUGAAAGAAUGAGAGAUGAUAUUCGGGCAACUGUACACAUAGUUUUCAUAAUUCAGCUUUCACGAAAAGCACAGUUCCGUGGCUUUCAGUGUGGGAUGUGGAAUUCAGUUCACAUUGACGACUUGUUCCCAGAAAGCAGACAUAAGCUUACUAUACAAGACAUGCAAGGAAAGUCUGUUGCCAAUUUGUUUACAGAAUCUGUUGGCGGAGCAGCGUCUGCCGAAGAUAUGAUGGAAUGGGUAGAUGAUGGUCACUUGCCCUGGCAAGCUUCAACUUCAGCAUCCAGCAAGGACAGUCGUACCUCUGUGGAACAUGAUGUAAAUGAAGGACGUAGUCAGCGCAAAGAUGUGAGCAUUAAAGAGCUGAUCAUGUCUUGUGUCCAAGCUGCACUUUCUGUAGUAAAAGAUAAAGAAGAAAACUCGAAAAGAGAAACGGACAGAGUAGCACUGGUUCUGAAACUUUUGCAUAACGAAGAUGAAGGCGACACGUCAUUUGUUCAGGGUGUGUGUCGUCUUAUUGCUAAGCUUCUCAAGGAGAAAGAAACCAAGACGAAUAUUGCUACUUUGGCACAAGAUUGGCUGAUACUUGAAGCAGCAGAUUUAGACAAUAUCAGCAAAACUGGAACCUUAAGACGCUCUUGUUCACAAAUUUUGGAAAGCAAGGUUUCGCCGAUAUUCGCUGGUGUCAUUGCAUUUUUGGAUACAAACAACAAUCUCAGCAUAAUGCAAGAUGAAGACAGAUGGAAAAGAGAUUUGUGGCUAUCCUUUCUUAACGCCCCAGAAGCUUUAAAUCUGCAUUGGCGUAGGGCCUUCAAGUCUCUGUGUACAACUCUUAAUAAACCAUGCCUGUUAAUUUUCGAUUUUUCGACUGCUCUGUUAUUAAAACUUUUCACUCGAAGACAGUGCGAUGCGUUAUUGGAUACCAUGCAAAGCAUAUUGUGCUUAUUUUUAAUUUUACUAGGAGAAGCAGAUGUAGCUAAACUUGAGAUUUCAGUCAGAGCGUUACGCAAUCUCCCACUCAGUGAGGUGCUAAUAAAUGUACUUCAACAAAACACACAUGAAGCAGUAGUUGCAGAUUACAUACAUGACUUCAUACAUUGCGUGUAUCAUGCUGCAUCGGAAGCGGAACAUAAGUUUGUGUGUAAAGUCAUUACCAAAGCAGCCUUUUGUAUGCCAAGAACGGUAACAGAUGCUCAUAUUUUGAAUGCAUUGGUAUGCGUGCAUUUAGUCUUCCAGAAACUGUCAUCUAGGCUUGUGAACUUCAGGGCAAUUAAUAGCGUGUGGCCAGAAUGCAGUACCGCUAUUACUGAGGUGGAGACAAAAAACCCAGAUCACUUCAUGUUUAGUGGGGGAGACUUUACAUUUUCAGCGCUGUGUCUUCUAGUUGAAAACCUUUCCCCAAGUAAAAGUGAGCUUGACCAACCAGUCGGCAGGGCUGUAUGGUUGAAUAAAGUCCAUCGGUACAGACCAGUGGUAGAGAAAAUUAUAAGUGUGUAUGACGAAGAUAAAAACAUAGUCGAGGCCAACAGCAUUCAAUGUGCUUACAGAGCAAAACGGUUAUGGAGCAGAAUUACGAUAGUGAAGCUGUUUCUGGAACACGUGUGUGCUUCCGACAGAAAGGAAAAAAUUACAAUCAAAUAUUGCAUGCCGUUGUGGAAAAUACUAGGCGAAGAAACAGAUAUGAAAGAAAUUGGAUCAUUUGAAGGUGUAGAAAAGUUCCUUAAGGUAUGCAACAGGUCAGCUAUCAAAGAAUACAUAGGAGCUGAAGUUAAAUGCAGCCAAUGUAACACAGCGGUGGAAGGUACUCCUGUUAAAUUACCAUGUAACGAUGUGUUAUGCGAUGAGUGCUAUGAGGAUAUGAGAGCACUGGGAGACUGUGAGUGCGCCAGUUGUCACCAACACUUUCAGGAAGGGUUUCCCAUUGAGCGUCUAGCAUUUAAAAACGAUGCCCACGAGAAAUUAAGGGACUAUCAGAAAAAAUGCAAUACAUUUUUCAUGGACGUUGUGUCACAGUUAUGCUUCUCUGGUGAAACUGCACCGUCACGGGAUGUUGUGGAAAAACUUCUUGGAUAUGUCUUCUUUACAACGAAAAAAGAACGGCAGUGUACCAAAGAUCUAUCAGUUUUUGGAACCGGAAUAGACCCUACCCCAGUGUUUCGGUCAUUUCUCCUUCAACUCUUGAUGAAAACGAGUGAAGAAACUGUGAAAGAAAAUUUAGAAACCUACCUUCGACAGGCCCAACGUUUAAUUUGUAGAGGAAAUGAACAAAACAAAGAUAAUCAUCAUGUAGAACUCAGUCUUCUUGUAAUACAAUGCUUAGAGGAUAUGUUCAUUCAAAUCAAAACCCGAGACCCUCUGAACGCACACCAAUAUGUUACAAGGGCCCUUCAAAUAGCCAGACAGACUAUUGAAGCUUCGGAUCUAGGUGUUGAAAAACUGUAUGGAAUUGCCUAUGCAAGAAUGGGGCUAGCCGAAGCGGCUACUCAUAUCGCGCAUAUUGUGUUACAUCAGAUAGAGCCCCGAUCUGUUCCAGUUUGUGUAAGAAAAGUCAUUGAAGCAGCACAAAUACUUUGUGAAGAUACAAAAGUUAGGUGGGCCAGAAUCUACUUAGUGAAGUGUAUAUGUAGAUGCCAUGGUGUAGAUGUGUACCAGAAAAUAUGUCGAAGUCGUGUACCGUUCCUGAGAUGGAUACCAAUUACAGACAUUGAUAGAACACAAGUGGUCGAAGUGAGCGAUAGAUAUAUUGUGUGCGGCGAGCCAUAUAUAAAGAUCAGAGAGGCGCUGACAAAGGUUGCACUUGGUGAAGAUGUCGCUUUACUCGAUGAAACUGUGCAGGAGCUGCAUGCAGCCGAAAUCAGAGUGGAGCCGUUGUUACAGCUCGCAAUUCAUAGAGAGAUAACAGGUUCAUACCUGUACCCACAAAAACGGAGAAAAGUUACACCGCAGGCAUUUGAGACCAUAGACGGAUUUAUCGAUGGCUGUAAGAUUGUUAAGAAUAAGGCCUUUGGACAUGCAAUUGUUCAAAAUCGGUUGUUGCCUCUACACCUAUCAUAUGGAGAAGGUGAUGAUUUGCGAACACAAGGAAUAGUAUCUUUAAUUGUCCACUUCAUGUCCACUUUGUCCCAUUUGGAAGGAGAUAGAACGUUACUUCAACCACUGAUGGCAUUGAUGAGGAAGCCACAAGCAUUAGCCAAUGCAUUCCUUCCAACAAUGCCGCAAGAUGACCUUCAAGAUGUGAAAGAUGCACUUCUUGCUGCUCGUCAUAAUGUCGUUGGUGCUGAUGACAAUCCUGUCUUUUACAGAUGUCCAAACGGCCACCCGUAUGUAAUUGGAGACUGCGGCCGCCCGGCCACCGUUGCUAUCUGCAAGGAAUGUGGGUCAGCAAUAGGCGGACAAGGUUAUCAUCUGCGGCCUGGAAAUGUCCUUGACCACGGAGGGGACAACACGAUGACUGGUCAUAUCCUAGGGCGGUCAGAAAACAGAGGUAGAGGUCCUAAAACAGAAAGGACACUUACACCUGCCCAGUGCUCUACUAUCCGACUUAUACUGCACGUGGCAAUGUAUGUCGGAUCAGGCAUUAACCUGCAGGGUGUUUGUUCAUUAAUCAGACCAGACAUUGAGGAAGCACGUGUUGGAGAAUUCGUUUGGCGUCAUAUUGCACGUGAUAUUGACGACAUUCAGCACUCCCUUGGUCGAAGUGUAGACGAUGCUCUUCUUUAUGUUCACAGUAUUAUAGACCACAUCUUGAAAACACAUGAUGGAGGAGAACGUGUUAGAGGAGAGGUGAGCGGUUUAACUAGCAAGCGAGGAAGAAAUCAAUGGGAAACAGAAUUCUCUGCACGUUUCCUACAAACCACCCUGCAGAACAUUGACAAUGAGCUGAAGGCUUUUAACCAGUGUUUAGCUAAAGACAAGAGACUUGGGGCAGAUCCUCUGUUAUGUUUGUUAUAUGAAACUGACGACUCGCCAAAAAUGGAAAUCUCAAAGGCACCGGAAGAAAACUCUUCCAAAGUAAUGGACAUACCAAGAUUGUGGAAAUACAAGACACCAGUGCCUAAACACGGAAUGCAUAAAACAGGAAAUGCAGAAAAUGACAGUCUUGAAGAAAUCCAAAAUGUUCCAAGGGUAUGGAGGUAUAGAACACCAGUGUCCUUACAGCAUCUUAGACAAGAGCUUGAUGCAAAGAUUGGAGGGGCUCAGCAGAAGUUGAAUUAUAAAGUGUUGCAGCUUUUCCUGAAAGAGGAAAACUAUCUGAGAGCCCUGAGGUAUAUCCCAAGCAUACUGCGUCUACAUAGAGCAUUGUUGAAUAAAUACCAGAAGAAACUCGAUAAGGCAGAGGCAGCCCAGAUAACAAUAGCUCAACUCAAGAAAGAUGCAGUACUAGGCAUGGAAACAGAGUUGAUAUUACAGGACUUUACAGAUGCGUGGGAACUUGUCAGAGAGAGUCUACAACACUACGUGUGUCCUACCGACUUAGGAGGAAUGUCGGUACCAAAGGAAUACUGUGUGAACAGUAUGAAUGAUAAGACAACUGUAGCAAUGUUGCUGCCAACAACGAAGGAAGGUGGACUGUGUUCGUAUGCAUUGCUUGACUUCCUGAUGAGAAAGCAAAACGAUUUCUUACACAAUUAUUUAAAGGAAACACAGAGAGAAGCUUCAAGUGUUAGCUGUAUUGCGCCAAAUGAUGUAACAUCGGCACACCUGAUCUGUUAUGAUCCUCACCGGGAUAUCCUUCCACUGAUUCUUGCAAAUUGUCAGUAUUCUUUUGAGAUGGGAAAAGGUACGAAGAUCGAAUAUGAUUUUGGUGGUUUGGAGAGACAGAUUAUGGAUCGAUUCUUGUUCUCAAAGUCACGAAUAGAUGUUGGGAGAGUGUUGCAGAUUGACAUGAUGGUGUAUCGAACAGAAUUCACAAAUACUGAAGUGUUCAAGAAACUAGCCGAAAAAAUACCACAGAUUUGCUUGACCACUGCUGAGAAGACACGUAUUUGUAGCGAGUUGAAAACUCUGCCUGAAAUUUGUCAGUCUUUAGAUAACCUUGAUAUAACCGUUAGUUUCCUGAAAACUACGGGAGGAAAUCCAGAUGAAAAUCUUCAUGAGUUUAUGACUGAAACAUUACAGAUGGACCUUUCGUUACAUAGCCAGAAGGCUCGCCAGGUUUGCCAAUUUCAGCAUGCGCAGUCGCUUUGGUUGCUACUGUCUCUACAGAAGUCGAAGAAAAUGACAGAUUCAGAGCAACAUAGUUUGAGCACAUUUGAAUGUGUCACGCAAGAGUUUCAUGAUGAGGUACCUAAGGAGCUUUUGUUAGAUCUUCGAAAGUUCAUUGGAAAAUUGACAGUAGUAAAACAGUCUCAAUUUGUUGAAGUACUUCAUGAGUUUAUAAUACUUGUUGUAUCUGAGAGACAAAACAGGGAUGAUGAGGAGUUCCUUACAACAACCGAAAACAGGCUUGGUGAAUGGCUAUAUGGAUAUGUAGAUGGCAUGGAGAAUCCAGCUCUCGAUGUUGCUGUCUUCGUGGAUUUUCCAAAGGAAUUAUUAUAUAGGCAUAGUGUGAAGACCUGGAUAGCAGCAUACAAAAUAACGAGAGAGAAAAGGUCUUCAAAACGAACAUAAAACAAGCGUAUAAUUAUAUGAAGGAAAUAAUUAAACUGAAAUAAAACUGAACCUUAAAGGCUUCUGGACACUUGUAUAAAAAACCAACCAUGUGCCUUGGGACAUUCUUUUGAUUUGUUUACCUAAUCUGUGAUUGUUACCUGUUUCAGUGGUCAUUAAAUCAUAUGUUCGAGUGUUGAAACUUACUUACAUAUAUGUUUCUUCAAAACAAUUAGUAGCCAAGUGGCACAUUUACGUAUCAUAUCUAUUUACAGUUUUUAUUGUAGUUUCAUUGGGCUUGCAAAUAUCACUGUAUGUACGUUUUGAGAAAAGUAUCGUGUUAUUUCUUUUUCUUUUAACAGAAUUUUAUUUCCUUUAAAAUGCGAAAGCGUUAACGUUAUGAAAACUUCAGACUAUUAUAUUUUGCCUGUAACCGAUCUUUGUUUAUAUUAUUAUUAUUAUUAUCAUCACUAUUAAUACUUUUAUUAUUAUUUUCAUCAUUAUAAAAAGUAUUGAUAAAUUGAUCAUUAUCAUAUGUACUGUAAAAUUGAAGGUUGAAAAUCAUUGAGGAAUCGCUAAAAUAUUUUGAAUAUACAACUGAACAAUUUUCAUUCACGAUACUAAAACGUGUAACAUGUAUUAGAAUAAUUAAUGAUUCCAGACAUUUGACGAUACUUGCAUAGUUUUCGGUCAUAAUUGUCGAGACCGUUUCCGCAUACGACACUGUCAAUUUUAUUUUAGUAUGGUUUAUUUAAUGUUCCCAAUUCUGCAAAAUAAAGAGCAGGAAUAUA